Cajanus cajan (pigeon pea) is the source of this 1718-nucleotide messenger RNA. Its product is annotated as sucrose transport protein SUC8. The record is from RefSeq and is a predicted model, not a curated record. Gene Ontology annotation, cellular component: plasma membrane; vacuole. Gene Ontology annotation, molecular function: sucrose:proton symporter activity. NCBI's taxonomy places the organism in Eukaryota, Viridiplantae, Streptophyta, Magnoliopsida, Fabales, Fabaceae. Gene Ontology annotation, biological process: sucrose transport.
UUUCCACACACAUUACAUCCAUCUUGUGAUUCUCUUAGCCCUUCAAGAGAGAAAACACAUUUCGAAAUCAAAUUUUUCUCUUUCUUUCUAUAGAGGCCAUUCACCAUGGAGCCUCCAACUUCCACCAAACCUCACGACACCACAAAACCUUCUACCCUAAGUGUGGAGGUCAGCCAGGCUAAGCCGAGCCCACUCCGAAAAAUGUUUGCCGUGGCAUCUAUAGCCGCCGGCAUACAAUUUGGGUGGGCUCUGCAGCUCUCCUUGCUGACCCCCUACUCACAACUCCUAGGAGUACCACACAUGUGGUCUUCCUUCAUCUGGUUGUGCGGUCCUAUCUCUGGUCUGGUCGUGCAACCCAUUGUGGGUUACUAUAGCGAUCGUAGCACCUCACGCUUCGGUCGUCGUCGUCCCUUCAUCUUAGCAGGCUCUCUAGCCGUCGCCAUAGCGGUGUUCUUAAUCGGCUAUGCAGCCGAUAUAGGACACGCAGCUGGCGACGACUUGAAGAAAAAAACCCGCCCAAGAGCCGUUGCCAUUUUUGUCAUCGGUUUCUGGAUCCUUGACGUGGCUAACAACAUGCUACAAGGACCCUGCCGUGCCUUUCUGGGCGAUCUCGCUGCCGGCGACCAUAAAAAAACGAGAGUCGCCAACGGGUUCUUCUCGUUUUUCAUGGCCGUCGGCAACGUGUUGGGAUACGCGGCAGGGUCCUUGAAGGGUCUGCAUAAGAUCUUCCCAUUCACGGAAACGAAAGCGUGUGACGUGUUCUGCGCUAAUCUGAAAAGCUGUUUCUUCUUCUCCAUCUUGUUGCUGCUCGUGUUGGCGACAGCGGCGCUUAUUUACGUGACGGACGAGGCGGUGGCGGCACGUGAGGUGGAGGAGGGGGAGGUGCAACCCUCGUGCUUCUCUCAGCUAUUCGGUGCGUUGAAGGAGUUGAAGAAACCCAUGUGGAUGCUCAUGUUGGUCACAGCGGUCAACUGGGUGGGGUGGUUUCCCUACUUUUUGUUCGACACCGAUUGGAUGGGGCGUGAGGUCUACGGUGGGAACGCAGGAGAGGAAGCUUACGCUGCGGGUGUACGAGUGGGGUCGCUGGGGCUCAUGAUAAACGCCGUCGUUUUGGGGUUCAUGUCGCUGGCGGUGGAGCCUUUGGGCCGCAUGGUGGGAGGAGUGAAGAGGCUCUGGGGGAUCGUAAACUUUAUACUCGCGAUUGGGUUCGGAAUGACGGUGGUUAUCACCAAGGUGGCGGAGCACCAGCGGCGGUUGAACCCCGCCGCCGUCGGACACCCCUCCGACGCCGUCAAAGUUAGCUCCUUGGUCUUCUUCGGGGUUCUCGGAAUCCCUCUCGCGAUUACUUUCAGUGUUCCUUUUGCUCUAGCAUCAAUAUACUCCAGCUCUUCUGGGGCAGGCCAAGGUUUAUCUUUGGGAGUCCUCAAUCUUGCAAUUGUUGUGCCCCAGAUGGUGGUGGCUGCAUUAAAUGGUCCAUGGGAUUCCUUGUUUGGUGGUGGCAACUUGCCGGCUUUCAUGGUGGGUGCGGUGGCGGCGGCGCUGAGUGCCAUAAUGGCGAUUGUCUUGCUGCCAACUCCAAAGCCAGCUGAAGAGGCCAAGGCUGCAAGCAUGGCCACAGGGGGCUUUCACUAGUUAAUGGGUUUUGUUUUGUAUGUUUCAGUUUUGUCCCCAAAAGAAAAAUUAAAAAAAAAAAAAAAGAAUAAAAAAAUGGAUAAAAA